AUGGAGGACGACGAGCUGAGAUUGCGCACCCGACGGCUACUGACCGAGUUCCUGGAACACCGCUCCCUGGCUGCUCAUUCGUGGCUGGGUACCCCGCAAUCCUGGUCCCGGAGGCAGAGAAACCGCCUCCAGCAGAUGGUGGACCAGAUGGAUUCGCUAGUUCCAGACGGCGCAGACCCCAACUGGUUGAGCGUGGUGGCGCUGGUGUCCUUCGCGGGGGCCCUGCUGGAGAGACCGCGGCCAGGCCACUCGCAGGCACGCAGGCAAUGGGAUGCCACCGCUGACCAGGACUGCCAGCGCCUGGUCACCUUCCUGUGCGGUUGGCUCACGGGGAAGCACCGCACCUGGAUGGAGGCACAAGGUGGCUGGGAUGGCUUUUGUCACAACUUCAUGCCUGCACUGCCGCCUUGGGGCAGACUGCUGGCCCCGCUUCUGACGUCAUGCCUUAGACUCAUCAUCUUAAUCUGCUUGUGGAUAAACAUCCUGGUUGCAUAG
Myotis davidii is the source of this 495-nucleotide messenger RNA. RefSeq names its product bcl-2-like protein 10. The transcript has a single exon. The record is from RefSeq and is a predicted model, not a curated record. NCBI's taxonomy places the organism in Eukaryota, Metazoa, Chordata, Mammalia, Chiroptera, Vespertilionidae. The coding region runs from base 1 to 495 and encodes 164 amino acids. Gene Ontology annotation, biological process: regulation of apoptotic process.